AUAGACGGGAUUUUCUCAAAAAAAAAAAAAAAAGAUACACAGGAGUCUUCCCCGGCUCCCCCCUCUCUCUCGCUCGCUCGCUCGGCCGCCUUCUUUCCAAGCGGCGACGAUAGGGGAGUGGCGCCGCCCUUGCCAGUUCUUCGUCGGACGCUUCGCCGUCCGACAAGAUCUGACCAUGGAUUUUACCUACUAACUUUGCAAAAAUUAUUGAGUGUACAUGUGUACACCCAUGUCCAAUACUGGGUCCGCCCCUGCCUCCAUGUUAGAGGAGUUGGCGAGGGAGGCAACAAUCGACGAUGUGGCGGUUCUCGUGGAGGGGAAUGGCGCAGAGCAACAUGGCAAUGGCGAAGUGCUGAAAAGUGCUGAGGUUCCCCAGGAUUUGGGGGGGAUUUCGGCCAAGGAGGUGCCGCUGCACGAGGGCAAGGAGGUGAUACUCGUGGAUGAUAAUGAUAGUGGACAGGAAGAUGGUGGGAAGGCUAAGGUGGAUGAGAACACGCCACGUUUCGGGCUGAGAUUCAAAACUUACGAUGAUGCGCUCAAGUACUAUAAACAAUAUGCGGAGGAUUCUGGGUUUGCAGCGAUCAUUCUGAAGUCAUCCUAUCUAAAGUCUGGGGUGUGCCGGAGGUUGGUGCUUGGAUGCAGUCGAGCUGGGAGGGGGAGAGCAAAUGCGUGCUAUCUGUCUAGAGAGUCAACCAAGAUCAAUUGCCCAGCAAGGAUCUCGUUAAAGUUAAGGCAAGAUAGGUGGCUUCAUAUUGAUGAUGCUAAGCUCGAGCACAAUCAUCCACUUAACCAGUCUUCCGCGUCACUCACUAAUUGUUACAAAAAGCUAACAGAUGCCAAGAAUGGGGAACCUGCUUCACGGUUGAAGGGUCGCAGGAAUGCUCCAUCUGAAAAAGAGCAAGGGAACUUUACUGAGAUAGGAAGACUUAAAUUCGGGGAAGGAGAUGAUGAGUAUAUCCAGAAGUUUUUUGGGAACAUGCAGAACAAGAAUCCUUACUUCUUCUACUUAGUAGAUUUGGAUAGUCAAGGGCGUUUGAGGAACUUGUUCUGGAGUGAUGCUAGGUCAAGGGCAGCAAAUGAUUACUUUGGUCAUGAUGUUGUUUACUUUGACACCUCAUACUUGACAGAAAAAUAUGAUUUGCCACUUGUUUUCUUCACUGGGAUGAAUAACCAUGGGCAGCCUGUUCUCUUUGGUACUGGUUUACUUUCAGAUCUAAGUGCUGACAGUUAUGCUUGGUUAUUUAGGGCAUUUUUAGCAUGCAUGAAGGGUCGCUGCCCAAAGGCAAUCAUCACUGAGCAUUACAAUGCUAUUCUAGAUGCUGUUCGAGAAGUUCUCCCUGAAGUUAGACAUCGCCUUUGCCUGUAUCGUAUUAUGAAAGAUGUAUCAGAGAAUUUGAAAGAACAUGCAGAGUUUAAAACAAUCAAGAAUGCUCUGCAGAAAGUAACAUAUGGAUCUUUGAAGAUCCCAGAGUUCGAAGCAGACUGGAAGAAGAUUAUCGAGGAGCAUGGACUUGGAGAAAAUGAGUGCCUCAGUUCCUUGUAUGAGCACCGCCUACUCUGGGCACCUGCAUAUCUCAGAGACAAAUUUUGGGCAGGCAUGUCUAUUUCACAGUGUGGGGAGUCUAUUUCCUCGUACUAUGAUGGUUUUGUGUACCCAAAAACUUCUUUGAAGCAAUUUUUCAGUAAAUAUGAGAUGAUAUUAGAGAACAAAUACAAGAAGGAGUGGCAAGCAGAUGAAGAAUCCUCCCAUAGGACUCCAUUAACAGUAACAAAGUUCUACAUGGAAGAGCAGCUGGCCAAAGCCUACACAAUAAACAUGUUCAGAAAAUUUCAGGAUGAGUUGAAAGCAACAAUGUAUUGCGAUGGUAUGCCAAUUAAAGUUGAUGGUCGACUUGUCACUUUCGAAGUAAAAGAGUGCUCAUACAUGGAAGAUGGAAAGGACACAGAGAGCAGGACCUAUGAAGUGUACUUUUGUAAAGAAGAGAAGGUUGAAAUUGAGUGUGAAUGUGGUUUCGUUCAGUUCACCGGCGUCCUAUGUAGGCAUGCAUUAUCUGUGUUGAAGUUGCAGGAGAUAUUUGAAAUCCCAUCAGAUUAUGUUCUGGAUCGCUGGAGAAGGGACUAUAAGAAAUUGUAUUCUAAAGCAAACAAACCCAAUGAAAUGCCCCUUGGUGGCAUUGUUGAACGCUCUGAUUAUUUGUUCAGUCAAUGCAGUCAGUUGCUCAAUCUAGGUUUUGUAUCUGAGAGAAGGUACCUUGUUACUCUGAAGUUACUGAGAGAAGCAGAAAGAUCUCUCCUGGAAGAUGGACUAGCUGCUAGAGACAGGCAGUCAACACUUCUUUCAUUUGAGGCUGAUGCACCAGAAAAUGGUCAAGGCCUUUUCAAUCCCCAGUUUUCAGAGAGCGUAAAGCAUUCUCAAUCAGCUCAUGCAAAACGUCGCGGUCGGCCACUGAAGAAAGUGACAGAGUCUAAUGCUGAAACUGUAACACAGCCAAAUAAAGAACAGGAUUUUCUGCGGUCAUCAUUUGUCACAGACGAUACGAAUAUGAUCCAAGGGUCCUCAGCCUCGCAUCUUGAAGGUCCUCACAUGGGAGUGCAAGGAGGAAUUGAUUUAAUGGAAGGAAUACCAAAUCUCUCAUUUAGUAAUAAUUUUGGAAUGGAUAUCAAUCACCAACAUCAAGUACCCAGCCACCAAAGGAUGCAGCAGAGCAAUUUCAUGCAGGUGCAGGUAGAACCCCAUGGGUUCACAAAUCAGUGGGUUUACCACCCAAUGUUGCAGGAUAAUCCAGUGCUAAGAACUCCUACGAGAAGAACAGGGUAGUGCGUGUUGUUUGCAUUAAUGUUUCAGUAGAAUUUUGGUACAGUGACUUCUCUGGCUCCUGUAACGACUGCCUGAAGUCCUGAACUAACCUGAGGACACGGAGGCUGUGGCACUCUUGACGGCAAGAACUUGGUGAGGGUCCACUGGAUACUAACAUUUUUGUUCUCUGGUACUGUUAGCUGUAGCUGCUGUGACCAGGCUGAAAUUUUCAAGCUGUACAUAACCAUUAGCCCCAUGUGUAAAUCGUCCAACGCUAUAGAUUAGGUUAUUAGAGGACUUUACGUGCCCCUGCAAAGUUUAGUGGUCAGAAUGUUUCUGGAUACGGCACUGCCGCAUACAAUUAGGAAAACUAGGAUUUUCCAUUGCUUUCUGGCAAGGCUGGCAGCUUUGUGCGGAAAAUUGUCAGUUUUUGAAGGUUGUCCUUGUCACCGUACAGGGUGCGUCCGUACAGAUAUGCUCCGGACUCUCUUUUAUAAUUGCCUACUGCGUGCCAGUUUUGAUAAUGUGGCAGUGGACGUAUUGUUUGUUGGGUA
Molecule: messenger RNA, 3351 nt
Organism: Panicum virgatum (switchgrass)
Lineage: Eukaryota; Viridiplantae; Streptophyta; Magnoliopsida; Poales; Poaceae
Product: protein FAR1-RELATED SEQUENCE 6-like
Exons: 8
Coding region: 218-2818 (866 amino acids)
Biological process (GO): regulation of DNA-templated transcription
Molecular function (GO): zinc ion binding
Source: RefSeq, a predicted model, not a curated record